Seriola dumerili (greater amberjack) is the source of this 1901-nucleotide messenger RNA. It is a transcript of the gene polr3glb, whose product is annotated as RNA polymerase III subunit G like. The transcript is spliced from 8 exons. Gene Ontology annotation, biological process: transcription by RNA polymerase III. Gene Ontology annotation, cellular component: RNA polymerase III complex. Bases 253 to 924 code for a protein of 223 amino acids. The record is from RefSeq and is a predicted model, not a curated record. Lineage: Eukaryota; Metazoa; Chordata; Actinopteri; Carangiformes; Carangidae.
AGGAGGAGGAAGAGGAAGAAGAAGAAGAAGAAGAAGAUGGCGCGGAGGUGGAUGUAAACAAAGAUGUUGUAUUGUCUGCAGGAUGCUCCGCUGAGCAGAUAACUCAGUGUCCGUCUGAUGAGGAGAUGAACCACGAUUAUCAGCAGGAAAGCACAGACUGAAGGUGACACGCGGCCGGAUCCAGACUCACCUCCAACCGGUCUGAUCCAUUCUGUCCCGGUCUGAUCUGGUCUGGUCUGAGGAGCAGCAGUGAUGGCGGGUCGUGGUCGAGGUCGGAGGACGAUGAGUUUCAGUGUGGAUGCUGUCGGCAUCAGCAGAGGAGACAGUUUACCUCCAUCCAUGCAGCAGCCGACACCUGCCUUCCCUGUGAUGGAGCAGAAGCCCCUCCCCCUGGCAGUUGGGGAGGAGGCGGAGUAUCUGUUAGCUCUCAAACAGGAGUUCAGAGGAGCCAUGAAGAGUCUGCCCUGCUUCAUCCAACCAGCUGCUGCACACAAAGAUGUGGAGAGGUACUCUGAUAAGUAUCACAGCAACGAGCAGACGGACGGUCUGCUGGACUGGACUCCAGACUGGAAGAGAUUCCCCAGAGAGCUCCGAGUCCACGUCAGGAAACCUCGCAGAGACGGCGUCUCGGUGGCGGUCAGUCGCUCUGACAGAGUUCAGCCUGGUCUGAAGAAGAAACAAGUCAAAGAGAAAGAGGAAGUUCUGCUCAAUCUGGAGACUCUGGAGAAGAAGGAGGAGCAGCAGAGUUCAGAUGAAGAGGAGGGAGAAGAGAAGAAGAAACAGGAGGAAGAGGAGGCUGAGGGAGAGGAGGAGUAUGAUGAAGAAGAGUUUGAGGAGGAGACGGACUACAUAAUGUCGUACUUCGAUAACGGAGAGGAGUUUGGAGGAGACAGUGACGACAACAUGGACGAGGCUAUUUACUGAGACACGCGCACUCCCUCUCUUUUUUAUUAUGCAGUGUUUAAUAACUGUUUACUGCAGGUGAGACCAGGUGGUCUGUGUUCACGGUCCCCGCAGACGAACCGUCCAGCAGCUGUUUGACAUUUGGUUUUAAAGACUUUUAUAGUAAAGGUGGAGUCUGUUUCCUGUGGUGGCGUUGAACCUGCACUGAUGUACCUGUGCUCUGCUGACAAGUUUUUAACCUUUUGUACCAGAGUUUUAUUGUUCUGAACUUGUUCUGUUUGGCUGUUGGACAAAUAAACGGCAGCUACACGAGGAGUUAAACAGGUUUAUAAAGACUUGAUGUAUGAACUGAUCCAGACUGUAGAGGACUGAAGUGGCCUGCAGGUGGCGCAGCUGUGAGAGUUUGACCCACAGAAGAAAACCACAUUCAGAUCCAGGAGACAAUAAACAGACUGGUAAUUAAACACAGCAGCUGAUCAAUCAAUCAAUCGAUAAAAGAAUCUCUUAAGAUGCUGCAUUUGUGGAAGAUGUUUUCAUAUGUUGUAGAGAAUCAUUUCUAUUAAAUGUUAAAACAUGACUUUGGUGAAUUUACUCUUGAAUGUGAAUCAUCUGGUUUAUAAGAGUUUAGAAAUGUUCAUGAUGAUGUUUUCAUUUAUUGUUGUUGUCAAUAGAAACUUUCACACAACAUGAUUAAAGUCAGAGAUACAACUCUCCUCUAAAUACCUACAGUACAUGAUGUUUCCCAACCCCAUCAACCUGUAGAGACUCUGCCUCACACAUGAAAACCAGGAUGCUCCACGGAGCUGUCACAGACACCGGAUGGUGUCUGGAAAUAUAAAACAACGCAAUAGCUUAAAGGAUUGGUUGAUUCAGUCCAAUUCAAAGCUGCCAACAAUCACAUGAUUACAUUUUUCAACUGACUGUGAUACUGAGUCACUCAUUCAGUAGUCAGUCUACUCAUUCCAUUCAUUUAAGCCUGCCUUGUAUUGUUAAAUAAU